AUGGAAGGUAGUUCUGCAUCUGUUACUUCCCAGGUGAGCAAGAGUAGCAAAAGGAAAUGGACAUUAGCUGAGGAUGCAGUCCUCGUCUCUUGCAUGAUUGACCUACGGAAUAUGGGCAUCCACAAUGCUGACACAGGGUUUAAGUCUGGCUACUUGCCAGAACUUGAGAAAAUGCUAUUGGAAAAGCUCCCGAAUUGUGGUAUCAAGGCGAGACCUCACAUUGAAUCUCGACUGAAGACACUAAAGAGGGAAUGGGCUAUCGUGUAUGAUAUGAUGCUUAAUACAAGUGGCUUUGGAUGGGACUCAACACGGAAGAUGGUUACAGCGGAAGACGAUGUCUGGGAGACUUAUGUAGCGGUAAUAAAGACAUAA
Messenger RNA from Punica granatum (pomegranate), 372 nucleotides. Lineage: Eukaryota; Viridiplantae; Streptophyta; Magnoliopsida; Myrtales; Lythraceae. The record is from RefSeq and is a predicted model, not a curated record.